Messenger RNA from Fusarium subglutinans, 933 nucleotides. RefSeq lists its product as uncharacterized. The transcript has 3 exons. NCBI's taxonomy places the organism in Eukaryota, Fungi, Ascomycota, Sordariomycetes, Hypocreales, Nectriaceae. Bases 1 to 933 code for a protein of 310 amino acids. The record is from RefSeq and is a predicted model, not a curated record.
AUGCAGGCUGCCGAGUAUGCGUCCAAGCGGGCCCAUGCCACUAUGCACCCUUCCACUGGUGUCGACCCUACCAAGAAUCACGACACCUACUGGAAGACCGCCCUCCUGACCGAGGAGCGCGACUGGGAGAAAGUCCCUCCUCCUGCGCGUGAUACCUUCACCUUGUCCGACAUCCUCGGCCAGACGGACCCUCAUCUCGCUGUCGUCUCCCGCACUGGCCUCAUCAGCAUGUCUCUGCAGUACUACCAACCGCCUGGCGAGACUGAGUGCCUCCAGCACUUCUUCUUCGAGCUCAAUGAGAACGUGCUCUUUGCCGAUGAGGACGGAAACCGUUGUGCCAUCCAUGGCUUCGCUAUGUGGAUGGCGCCCACCGCCGAUGGCAAGGCCGAACUCACUGUGCGAUUCUGCAUCAAGAGCGAGCCGUUCAUGGAUCCUCUUCUGAUAUUUGAGUUUGAACUUAAGAAUUCGAAGAAGGACCCAAAGGAAAACUUAAUCCUGAUCGACUUCAUCAAUGAGACUGGCGGUAAUUUGUACGGAUACCGCGACGCCCUCCUCCAGUGGAUGAUCCGCCUCAACAGCGCCGAGUUCCUCAGCUGGUUUUGCAUCACCAUGGACUUUGAGGAUGCCAACUUUGCUGGCGACGGCGAAUACAUGGGCGAGCUCAAAUUCGACACCAUCAUCUACAAAAAGUUCAAGUCCGACCCCAACGAGCUUGGUGACAACAUGAAGCGGAUCAUUGACGUGGAGAACAAGCCCAUCAAACGCGGCGUUUGGCUCGACGAGAGUUUCACCCGCCCUCUCGAAUACCGACUUGCGAAACUGCCGUACGAGGGACCUCCCGCCUUUGGCGAUGGCGUCAUCAAUGCUUCUAUCGACAAGUGGUUCGAAGGGAUUGAUGACUGGUUUGCUACGGGGGAGUUUGCUAAGGAGUGA